This is a messenger RNA of Haemonchus placei, 396 nucleotides long. Lineage: Eukaryota; Metazoa; Nematoda; Chromadorea; Rhabditida; Trichostrongylidae. The record is from the annotation of a GenBank genome assembly.
AUGUCCCGCUGGAGUGAAUCGAUUUAUAGCGAACCAAAUUCAUCAAGAGAUUCGCAUCAUGGAUUCCUUGCAGAGCUGGACGCUCGUCUUUAUGAAGGAGUACCUAUGUCUGACCCCAGGCUCGACGCUGAAGCAGAAGAAUGGGCAGCACGAUUCGUUCACUUACGUGUCCGAGGGGUGAAAUGCAGCAUAUUGACGGGAAGGUCUAAUGGAGCCGGGAGAAAUGGUGUUACAUCUCAUCCUCAGAAUAAUGUCGCGACGGACCUGCAAGCUGUUGCAGAGCCGAAUCCUAUCCGUUCGAGCAAGACAUCUCCAGUGAAGAAAAACUCGAACUCGGUUGCUAUGGUGCACUCUACAUCCGGUUAUCUACCCAAAUUGAAGGAUUCCAAGAGAUAA